This is a messenger RNA of Entrophospora candida, 2064 nucleotides long. The record is from the annotation of a GenBank genome assembly. NCBI's taxonomy places the organism in Eukaryota, Fungi, Glomeromycota, Glomeromycetes, Entrophosporales, Entrophosporaceae.
AUGGAAAAUAAAAAUAAUCUAUCAAUAAUAUCUGAUGUUUCUAAUGACAAUUUAGUGGUUGAUGGAGAUGUUGCAAGUGUAAAUGAUACAGCAACAAUUACAACAAUGCAAACACCUUUUUUACAAACUAUAUCUCCAGAAAUUUUAAACCAAGAUCAAAAUUCACAAAUGGUUAUUAUUGAUGGUGACGACGACAAAAAUAAAAAAUAUUUAAAUGGUGAUUUGAGUAUAAAAUCUGCUGAACACGUUUACGAGUUUCUCCGUAAAGUAAAAGAUGUACCAAGGAUUGAUCGUGGCCAUGUCAUUAAUAUAUUAACUCGGACACAUGACCCAAUCAUAUUACAAAAACUGGUAAAUGAUAGAUGUAGUUAUAUUUUAAGAAAUUGGAUAAAAGAAGAAGCAAAACUGCCUGAUAGUAAUUUACUUCUUAGGUUAUUGAAAACAGUUCAACAUCUACCUGUUGAUUUGGAAGUUUCAACAAGUUGUGGAUUAGGUAGAGUGGUUAAUAAUAAAAAGGUAAAAGAAUCUAAUAUACCUGGUGUCGCAGAUAUCGCGUCCAAAUUAUUAAAUAGAUGGCUACAAGAUGCUAGGCAAUUAUCGGAAUCUGCUAAAUUAAACCAACCUAUAGUAAAAGGUAUUUUUGAAGAUAUGUUUGAUUUUUCAAAUGUUGGCAACCCUUUGUCUUCUGCUUCUUCAAAUAUUUUCAAACCUCAAUCACCAAAUAUGUUUAAAAUAAAAGAUCCUACGAAAACCUUUCUCAAAUCUGAAAAAUUUGCAACAAAGGUAAUGUCAUCGUCAUUAUCACCAAUUAGUGAUAAUAAUAAUAAAGAAGAUGAUGUUAAAGUAUUUUCUGAAAUUAAAUCAUCAUCGUCAAUUUCUUCAAAAAAACGAAAACGUGUUAGUUUUGCACCAGAUUACAUGCUUGAGCAAGUGAAAUUGUUUGAAAAUAAAUAUCCUGAUGAUGUAGAAGAUGAUAUGUCAUUAUUGCCUGUUGGUUUUUCACACCAUAUUGGAGAUAUUAGAGAUUUUGAUCGUACAAAAAUUCAAGAAAGUCGUGAAAAACAAACCUUGGAAGUUAUUUAUCUUACAAUUGAUCAAGUGCCUGAUAAUCCACAUGAACCUGACGAUGAUGGUAGUAAUAAUAAUAGUCAAUCACUAAUCCCUCCAAAAAAUAUUCCAUUAAAUAAAAAGGAAAAAAAGAUUGAAAAAUUAAAACAAAAAAUUGAAUUAAAAGAAGCUUUAAAUGACGCAUAUUCCACAUGUUCAUGGAGUUAUGAUCCAAAUCAAAAUGCUUCUAAUAAUGUUGGCUUGGGCAUCGGAAUCGUAGCAGGACCGACACCAGGAAUUAAUGUAGUCAAUAAUAACGUAGGCGGUAAUAGUAAUAAUCAAGCUAUGCCAAAUUAUUAUUAUCAUCACCCAAAUCCUAAUAUUCCUGCACCGAUCCCUGUCCCACAACCUCCAUUACAAUUACCACAACCUCCUCUACCUCAGACACAACAACAACUUCCUUUACAACUCCCGCCCUAUCAACCAUCAAAUGCUUCACAACCAAAUCAACCACCUCAACCAUUAUUACAAUUUCCUUAUUUUGUUGGUAAUAAUCAUAAUCCAACUGUUCAACCAAACUUUUAUCCAUCACCACAAUUCCAAUUACCUAACAAUGCUCCUUCGCCUACACAAUUUCCAUUACCUAAUAAUGCUCCUCUAUCUAAUCAAUUUCAAUUGCCCAAUAAUGCGCCUUCACCCACACAAUUUCAAUUACCUAAUAAUGCACUUCAACCCAAUCAAUACCAAGUACCUACUAAUGCUCCCCCGACUACACAAUUCAUGGGGAUUGUUACAUCUUUAUCUUUAUCAUUGUUAAACCAACCUUUAACAAAUGAUCAAAAUCAAAUUAUUAAUAGACCACCAACAAAUUCAUCACUAGGAGGAGGGGGUCGAAUUGGCCCUUCUAGUUCAGGAACUGGUAGACCAGCCAGUGGAAAAGGAUCUGAAUGUUGGUAUUAUAAAGCUGGGCGAUGUACCUUAGGAAAUGAGUGCAAUUUUCUUCACAGUGAUCACUAG